Ochlerotatus camptorhynchus is the source of this 4666-nucleotide messenger RNA. RefSeq names its product zinc finger protein Xfin-like. Gene Ontology annotation, biological process: regulation of transcription by RNA polymerase II. The transcript has 14 exons. Gene Ontology annotation, cellular component: chromosome. Lineage: Eukaryota; Metazoa; Arthropoda; Insecta; Diptera; Culicidae. Gene Ontology annotation, molecular function: chromatin insulator sequence binding. The record is from RefSeq and is a predicted model, not a curated record. Bases 131 to 4498 code for a protein of 1455 amino acids.
UAACGUUUAUGUUUAUAUUAUUUAUGCUGUGCGUGAAAGUUCCAAAAUAAUUUUCCUAUAAGUGAUUCGUGAAUCUGUGCAUCUAUUUUUGCAUCAGGGAACUAAAGCAAGCUCCUUUCACCCAAAUGCAAUGACUUGCUCCUUCUGUAACAAAAGUGCUUCCAAACAGUAUUAUUUAUGUGACUGCUGCUUGGUGAAUGUGGAACGCUGCAAUGCUACUGCGAAAAACUUGUUCCUUGCUCAGGAAAAGUCAGUGCCUGUUAUACCACCGGAGGAAGAUGCCGGUGGACGGACGAUCGAGUGUGAUUUAUAUCUUGGAAGAUACCAGGAGGAUGAGUUGCUGCAACAUCGGGAAAGGUGCACGACACUAUUGGUGUUCCGAUGUGCCGUUUGCCACCAGGACUACAUGAGCAAGGAGGGACUGUGGAAUCAUCUGGAUCUACACGAGGUUGCUGACGAGAAUAAACAAAUGGAGUAUCAAGAACUGAGACUAGCAAACUGUCUACUCAAAUGCGUACUUUGCAAUGAUCAACGCGGUUAUCGGGAAAGGCUCUAUUGGCAGCACGUUCAUGAAGAUCACGAUGGCUUCUUCCUGCAGUGUUCAGAAUGCGAGGAAUGCUUCCGAUCGCAAAAGCUUCUGACUGAUCACGCCCUGAACCAUUGCAAUGCUAGAGAGCAAGCAGUACCCUCGAUUUCUGACGGCACAAUUGCUGAUCAAAAGUAUGUAGAUUCUCAAUUCAGCGAGAGCUCACAUGAUGAUAGCAACCCUAGCCACAUGGAGGACAUUGUGGGUGUACAUGAUAUGGAUAAGCCCCUUAUCAAUACGGACACGGAAAUCACGCAGCCAUUUGUAGAGAAACUGUCUAGCGGUUCAUCCGCUACCAAAUGCCCUCAUUGUGGCAAAGAGUGUUUUGAUAAAACACUUCUAGCCCAUCACAUUAAAUAUCGCCAUCCGCCGACCGAGUGCGAUGUCUGCGGUAUUAUAUUCACCAGCAUAAACCAAGCUCGAUAUCAUAAGUUGAAACACCAUACGGAACAGAAGCACAAAUGUCCGAUGAAUUUUCAUCAGAAAACUGAAUAUCAACAUCAUUUGUCCAAGCACCUGGAGAAUAGAAACAUCCCCAGCGAAAUAAAACAAACACACCACACAACUACCAUUCUACCUGAUCCCAAAGGCUGCAGUGAGCCUGAUAAGCAUCAAGAGCAAGAGUCCGAUGUAAAUGCAUUGCAAGGCCGAUAUGAAUUUGUUGCAAUCAAGGAGGAAAUUUCAGCCGAGGAAACAACGCUGCUGGAACAAGAAAACAAUGUUGAUGGUGAUGCCACCAUAAUCAAUUGUCCGAUUUGUGGUGGACAAUUCGGUAACAAGGACGGAAACCAUCUUGCCAUUCAUGUCGAAGUGAUUCAUCAGCUUUCAAUAUGUACCAUUUGCGGAAUUAUCUUCUCCACUGCUGAUGAGCUUAAAGACCACAAGGAUCAGCAGCAUAGUGCGCUGUGUUUUAAUAGAGACAUCGCAUCGCAUCGCAUCGCACAUCGCAAGAGCACAUCGAACCCUGAACCAGUCGAAACGGUCAAACCUAGAAGUUCACACUAUGCUAGUUCUGUUUUUGAAAAUCCGAAACCAGUAGCAGCGACUGUUCAUGAACCCGAUCCAUCAUACCGUGCUGAUGAGGAUGUCUCCAACGGUAGUUCUUUCGACGGCUGGGAAAUCUAUAGCACCGUACCGGUAAAGGAAAUAGAAUCGUACGUGCUGUCAAUCGAGUUUGGCUUCCGGUUCAAAUCUCAAAAUAUACCCUACAAAGGAAAGAUGCGAUAUUACGAUUGCCGGCGAAUAAAGUGCCGUGUCGUUCCACAAUGUGACAGAAAACUGCUAGUAUUCAUACCAAACACCGAUGCGGAUGCUACCAUUAGUCUGAAGGGCAAGCAUACAUGCGCAACUGCUCCGCCCAAGAAUUUAGCUCGCGCAAAGCUCAAUGAAAAGGACUGUGAACUUAUAACGAAUUUAGUUAAAUCUGGAGUACCAUCUAGGGAUGUGAGAAAGCACUUCAGAGUAGUGAAUAGAGCAGUCUCGAAUAAUCAGCUAAGAUAUGCUGUUCAAUCGGCGCUGAAAACGUUUCAACUGCAAAAUACAGUAUCAAUUUCCAGCAGUGCAACCGCGGAAAAUAGGUUGACUACCAACACCAAGAGGAUAAUACCAGAGGACGACGACGACGAGGUAGAGAUGGGUGAAUGCGAUAUCUGCCUUGAGGGGUACCAAAAGGAUGAACUGCAGGAGCACCGAGACACAUGCAUGGCACGGGUAAUUUUUCGGUGUGCCGUUUGCAACGGAGACUACGUGAGCAUGGAGGGACUGUGGAAUCAUUUGGUUGAGCAUGAGAUUCCAAAUGAAAGUAAAGAUUUGUACUACGAGGAGAUAAGAGUAACUUACAACUUGCAUAAAUGUGUACUGUGCAACGAUCAACGUGGUUAUCCGGAGAGUGUGUACUGGAACCACAUUCACGAAAAUCACGAUGGAUUCUUUUUGCGGUGCUUGGAGUGUGGGGAAAACUUUAGAUCUGAAAAACUAAAGACUGAUCACACGCUUAACCAUUGCAAGACAAGGAACUCAUCGUACUCUGGUGGAUUGAACAGUACAGUCGUACAGGUAGAACUACCGCAGAAAAGCCGGAGCAUUGUGUCGGAGAAGAACAGAGAAAGGUCAUUGGAUACAAAACAACUCAAUAGUGGUAUAUGCCGUUCGAGAUGUGAUUUGUGUUAUCGUGUAUUUACCAAAUUGAGCAACUAUAACUACCAUAUGCUCACCUUCCACUCGGCUCCACAGCAUCAGUGUCCACAGUGUUCGCAGAAAUUUCACUUGGAGGACACCCUUCAACGCCACAUAAUUCAACAUGCAGAAGAAAAAUGCAAAGCGGAAUCGGAAUCCGUUGGUUCCAGUGGGUGCAGCUCAGCUUUGGGUCAAGGGAAUGAAUCAAAUGUGCUUAAAGAAGAGGAUGAACCGAAUGCUGCCAACCAUACUGCCAUGAGUUCUAUUCAAGAAGAUGAAAAUUCCCAAAUUCGUAACAACGCAUCUGAGGAGGAUAAUUGCACCAGUUUAGAUGGUCUUGAAAAGAAUGAAUCCGAGUGGAUUCUGAGUUCUAGCACACAAAGCUCAUGUGAAUCUUCCAAUGUAAAGUGUACUCACUGUAGUAAAGAGUUCUUUAGUGAAACGUCGCUCAUUAAUCAUAUUGAUAGGUUUCAUAAAUCGAUUACAUGUGAUAUCUGCGGAACUAGUAUAAGUGGUAAAAAACAACUAUGUUUUCAUAAGCUGACAUAUCACACAAAACCGCCGUACAAAUGUCGCGACUGUCCAAAACAAUUUCAUCAUGUGGGCUUCUAUCAGCGGCAUUUGCUCAAGCAUCUAAACGAAGGAAAGUUCUGUGACUCAUGUCGUCAGACAUUCAACAAUUCAUACAAUUUUGAUUUGCAUAAGGAACAAAACCGUUGUGUCCAGGACGAGGUUCAACAGCAAAAUCCACAGAGUGAAUUAUCUGAAACAAAGUGUCCCCAUUGUAACAAACAAUGUUUCCAUGCAAAAUAUGUCGUUCGUCACAUUGAAAAUAUCCAUCAGCCGAUGUCAUGCGAUGUGUGUGAAGAUACCUUAACUGGUAAAAAUCAACUUCGAUACCACAAGUUGAGAACCCAUUUGAAACCGAAUUACAAAUGUCCUUAUUGUCCGAAAAAGUUCCGCAAGAAGAAUUUUGUUCAGCGUCAUCUAUUCGAGCAUCAGCGCGUUGGAAGGUGUCCAUGCAAGGUUUGUGGUCGCAAGUUUAAAAAUUUAGCAAACCUCAAGGAACACAUGAAACGGAACCAUGGUGUGAAGAUUGCUCAAAUUAGUCCCACAGAUCACAGCGAUCGACUCGGAAAGGAUGAACACGUUGCAGUCAAGGAGAAAAUAUCGUUGCUGAAGAGUGAUGAAAAUCCAGUUUCGGAGGACGACUGUGAGAAAGCACCUACAAGUGGUGAGAAUUCCGGUGACGAGAAUCUUCUCGUUCAACACGUUGAAGAGACCCAUCAAUUGGUCAUUUGUGAGAUAUGCGGAAUGACCUUCGCCAACGCUGAUUUGCUGCAGCAUCACAAGGAAAAAUGCCAUUCAGAACCAAACUGUAACAUUAGCAAGUGUGAAAUUUGCGAUCUCCGAUUUGAAGAAACACACGAAUUGCAGAGUCAUAUGGAGAGUGAUCAUAAUACCGUCCAAGGAUCACCUGCUGCAGAAACAACGGAACAAACAAACCCAAAGUUUCAGUGUCCCCACUGCCCUAGAGAAUUACACACAAAAGUCAGCUACAUGAAUCAUAUGCGAUUUCACAAAAAAGCGAAAAUAUUCUCGUGUAGGUUCUGCACUGUUAAGUGCAAACGUUUAGAUGACCUGAAAGCUCAUAUACAGCGUCAGCACGGUGGCGAAAUCAACAAAUGCAAGGACGUUAUUCCUGUUCAACAUGAUAACACAGACCAGAAAAGCUGAAACAAAGAACAAGGAACAACAUUAGAACCAGAAUAGUACAACAACGAGAGCGUACGUUGAAAGGAACGAAUCAAUUUAUAGUGACACUGCGACUAAAAGUUCCAUAACAAGUAGUACUUUCGGGCAUACCGUAUGUGGAAAUCCGUUUGACAGGAACAAAGAUGUUUC